AUGUCUACAGCAACCCGGAAAGAAAAGAGACAUUGGGUAUUGGGCCUUUUGUGUUUAAGUAUAGUGGUUGUCUUCUGGGUUUUGUCGUCUUUUUUAGUAGAUGAGCUUUUCUUGAACCAUAAUUACUCCAAACCAUUUCUGCUCACUUAUUUCAAUACAGGAUUGUUUACAAUAUAUUUAACACCAUCACUUACGAACAAACUUCGACAAAAUUUUACGCAGCCAAGAUUUCAAUCAUUUGUCAUGAAUCAUGUUGAAGAAGGAAGGUUAUCGUUCAAAGAAACUACGGUUCUGUCUUUACAGUUUUGCCUGUUGUGGUACCUUUCGAAUCUGGUGACAAAUGCUUCACUAAAAUAUACUACUGUCGCCAAUCAGACAAUACUCAGCUCGACUAGCGGUUUUUUCACCCUUUUAAUCGGCUGGCUUUUUCGAAUUGAGAACCCGAGUGUCAUAAAAGCGGUUGGUUUGGGCCUAUCCUUCGUAGGCAUAGUGAUGGUUACCUGCAGAGAUCAAAUCACUAAGGAAGCCAGUACAUCCUCCUUCUUGUCAAUGUUUGGUAAUUUAUUGGCAUUAGCAGGUGCGUUAUGCUAUGGUCUCUAUACGAUUUUGUUAAAGCGGAAAGCCAAGAAUGAGACUAGAAUCGAUACUUCUCAAUUUUUUGGUUUCGUUGGUGUCUUUACUCUGUUGCUUUUGUGGCCUUUGAUAAUUAUUUUAGACUAUCUGGAUAUUGAACGCUUUGAGCUUCCGAAAACCAAAAACGUUUGGUGCAUAAUUAUCACGAACGGCUGCAUAACCAUGAUAUCAGACUAUUUAUGGGCUAAAGCUUUACUUUUAACCUCUCCAUUAACGGUGACUGUUGGUCUAUCAUUUACGAUUCCAUUUGCGAUGUUCCUUCAAGAGGUUAAACAAGCUCAAGAAAUGUCACCUUUGUAUUUGUGUGGUGCCUCAUUGAUACUAAUUUCGUUCAUUCUUGUGAAUAAGGAUGAAAAAAGAGAUGUAAUAGAAUCAACUUUAGAAACGUGA
Molecule: messenger RNA, 1023 nt
Organism: Komagataella phaffii GS115
Lineage: Eukaryota; Fungi; Ascomycota; Pichiomycetes; Pichiales; Pichiaceae
Exons: 1
Coding region: 1-1023 (340 amino acids)
Biological process (GO): regulation of peptide transport
Cellular component (GO): membrane
Source: RefSeq, a predicted model, not a curated record